This is a messenger RNA of Xenia sp. Carnegie-2017, 1232 nucleotides long. Its product is annotated as dehydrodolichyl diphosphate synthase complex subunit DHDDS-like. Gene Ontology annotation, cellular component: dehydrodolichyl diphosphate synthase complex; endoplasmic reticulum. Gene Ontology annotation, biological process: polyprenol biosynthetic process. Gene Ontology annotation, molecular function: ditrans,polycis-polyprenyl diphosphate synthase [(2E,6E)-farnesyl diphosphate specific] activity. Lineage: Eukaryota; Metazoa; Cnidaria; Anthozoa; Malacalcyonacea; Xeniidae. The transcript has 7 exons. Bases 100 to 1086 code for a protein of 328 amino acids. The record is from RefSeq and is a predicted model, not a curated record.
AUCCCGGAAUGGUAGCACAAUAGAAUCAAAGUAAUGGUCCGGUCUAAAUUCUAAAUUCUUGAAAGAAUUUCACCUUUUUACAGAAUAUUUUCGCGGGAGAUGUUUUGGACGGGCGAGGAAAACCAGCAGCGAAGCUGGAUUCGCGAUUUUUGUAAUAACAUUAUAAGAUGCGGUAAGAUCCCUCGCCAUGUUGCCUUUAUUAUGGACGGCAAUCGCCGGUUUGCGCGAGAAAGACAACAGGUUAACGCUCAAGGACACGAAUCUGGCUUUCAAAAACUUUCAGAGACCUUACAGUGGUGCUUUGAACUUGGAAUAUAUGAGGUGACUGUGUAUGCAUUUAGCAUUGAGAAUUUCAAACGACCUAAAGAAGAAGUUGAUGGAUUGAUGGAGCUGACUAAACAGAAGAUUGCAAAACUCAUGGAACAAAAGGAUAAGAUUAUGGAACAUGGUGUAUGUGUAAGGGUAAUCGGGGAUCUCACCCUAUUACCCCCUGACACCCGCAAGGCAGUUGCUGAAGUUGUACAAUAUUCUAAGGACAACAAGAAGUGUUUUCUAAAUGUGUGCCUUGCCUACACUUCAAGACAUGAAAUCACUGAGGCGAUAAAACUAAUGGGUGAAGGUGUUGAUCUUGGAAUAUUGGAACCAAGUGAUGUUACAGAAACACUGAUGGACCAAACACUCUAUACCAACAAGUCACCAGAUCCUGAUUUACUUAUUCGGACUUCAGGAGAGACGAGACUCAGUGAUUUUCUACUUUGGCAGACUUCUUAUACUUGUCUAAUAUUCGAGAAAGUGCUAUGGCCUGCAUUCUCUAUAUGGGAUUUUUACCAUGCAAUAUUGUGUUAUCAAUGGAACUACACAGAUUUGAAGGCCAGGAAAGAAAAGACGGAAAAACACAAGAAAGCAAAAGAGUUGGAGUUACUAAAGUCAAGCGUAAUAAAGGAAAAUAAUUUCGAUACGGACUGCUUAUCAAAAGAGCAGAAAUUCAGAGUUGAAAAAGCAAUCAAGACCAAAGAAGAAAGACAAAAUGCGUUUCUGGCAUUUGUUGAAAAACGCAGAACUCAAAUAUUAGAAUGUUGUUUGUGAAACGGUACGUCCACAAUAAUAAUAUUCCUUUCAUGAAAAGGAAUUUUAAACGGGAGAUAUUGGAAUGGGGAUAAUAAAUACACCAUGAAAUGAUUUAUUGUGCAAAUAAAUAAAUGUAUCUUUUAUUAAAGCUAAAAGCGACAGAA